Molecule: messenger RNA, 1668 nt
Organism: Trichoplax adhaerens
Lineage: Eukaryota; Metazoa; Placozoa; Uniplacotomia; Trichoplacea; Trichoplacidae
Exons: 1
Coding region: 1-1668 (555 amino acids)
Molecular function (GO): protein binding
Source: RefSeq, a predicted model, not a curated record
AUGAGAGAUAUUUGGUCCUCCAAUAUUGGUAUAAUCACAGAAUCAGUUGAAUCAGAAAUACUCGAGGAUGAUAAUAAUGAAGACAUUGACGACCUCACCCAAGAUAUUACCUUUGAUGAUCUUCUUGAAGAAAUUGGACAUCAUGAUAUUUUAUUACUUUAUCAUCAUCAACAUAUCAUGGAUCAACUGUAUAGUGAAGCUUUCCAAAAAUUUUUACAACGUACACAAACCUCUAAUGAUGCUCACGCACAUUAUAACUUAGCUUAUUUCUAUUAUAAUGGUCAUGGUGUAGCAAAAAAUUACAAUCUUGCUUUCUAUCAUUAUCAGCUAGCCGCUAAACAAGACCAUCCUGGUGCAUUAUACAAUAUAUGCUUACUGUAUGGUAUUGAAGGAAAUACAUCACCACAAAAUGUUCGCUUCAUGCCACCUGAUAAAUUAGCUGAAUUUAAAGUCACUAUGUAUGUUCGAUCAGGAGCUCAAGGCCAAUAUACAAAUGCCUAUAGUAAAUUAGUCGACAAUUAUCAACAGUCUGAGCUUUGGCAAGUAGCUCUCAAUAAAUUAUACGAACUAUAUUUACAGCAGAUUCAUUGUACCGACGAUCAUUCUGAUAAUAACCAUGAAAUAGCCAGUCUCUACAAUCAGUUAGGUUUUAUAUGCAUGGUAAAAUAUAGUGCCAACGAUGAUCCCAGCGCGUUAUUUCAAGCCAAUCGCUUCUUUCAUCAAGCAACCCAAUUAGGUAAUCCAUCAGCCUAUUUUAAUUUAGGCUUUUUCAAGUAUGGUUUUGCAUGUAGUCCAGACAAAGACAGAGAAAAAGAGAUAGAAAUGUUGGAGAUUGCAGCUCGAAAUGGUCAUACAUUAGCACAGUAUCAGUUAGGCUAUUAUUGGCGUACUACGUUAAAGAGUCAAAUUGAAAAUUGCCGAAAGUCUUAUGAAUAUUUCCAGAAAGCGUCUGUCCAUGGCUAUUCAGAUACUUUAUGUAACUUAGGAUUUUUGUAUGUCAAUGGUAUUGGUGGCGUUCAACAAGACUUUCAACUUGCUGUCGACUACUUCCGAACUGCGUCAGUGGUGGAUGAACUAGCGUGCACGCAGUACGCCAAAAGAGAAUGCUUCAGUUUAGGAUUUAUGUACGAACAUGGUAUCGGCGUGCCUGUCAAUUUAAUGCUAGCCAGCCAUUUUUAUGCAUAUGGAGCAACUUUUCAAUUAAAUAGUAAAAAAUCACUUUGCCAUUUAGCUAAAUUAAUCGAAAAAGAGCACAUAACCCCAUCAUUCAUUCGAGAUGCUAUUGAAUUAUACCAGCGUGCGAUUGCUUCCAACAAUCCAUAUAUUUGUGGUUAUGCUAACUACAGGCUAGGAAAGAUAUAUAGUAAUCUAAGAUUUGAUGGAUACUUUGACGAAGAGAAAGCGAACUGUCAUUAUCAGAUAGCGCUAAAUUGUUACCAAACCUAUCCUAAUCUCUUAGGCGAAGGCGGUGCAGACCACUACUACCAUUUAGCAACAUUAUACGAAAAAGGUUACGGUGUCAGUAUUGACUUUGAAAAAGCAAAGAACUAUUACCUUCUAUCAAUUAAAACUGCAGAAGAAAGGGUAGAUGUCUACCAAGACUACUAUGGUCAAAAAGCUAAAAGACGCUACAACGCCAUCAUCACCCAAAUUGAUACAGAGUCUUGA